Messenger RNA from Aureobasidium vineae, 1515 nucleotides. NCBI's taxonomy places the organism in Eukaryota, Fungi, Ascomycota, Dothideomycetes, Dothideales, Saccotheciaceae. The record is from the annotation of a GenBank genome assembly.
AUGUCAUCAAAGGAAAACUCGCCCGAGCGGCCGAACGACAACGCACAGCAGAAUGGCGACUCGGAGAAGGGCAAGGAUGGGGACGAGAAGCCGAAGCCUGUCGGUUUGUUCUCUCCAGAACUCAAGCAUGUGAGGCGAGAGAUUGCCUGGAAAUGGUUGUUGACCACAGUCAUUCUCAUGAUAGCGAUCAUGGGUGUUUUGUCUCUCUNNGUGAGUGGUACGAGACGAGUGCUGCAAGAUAUGAAUACUGACAUCUAUCCAGACUGGGCAGCAUUAUACCAUGUGGAGCAGAAUCUGUCCUCGUUAGUCGUGUAUGUCGUGGACUUCGAUGGUCAGGGGCCCAACAGCGUGCCUGGACAGGAACCGUUGGUCGGACCUCUUAUUCAAGGCCUCGCACGUACGCAAGUAGCAUCUGGCACACCAACUCUUGGAUGGGGUCCUCUAUUUGGAUCUGAUUUCGACUACGAUCCUAUUGCUGUACGACAAGCUGUUUACGACUGGAAGGCUUGGGCUGCCAUCAUCAUCAUGCCCAAUGCAACUUCCCAGCUUUACAGCGCUGUUCAGAACGGAAACACGAGUUACGAUCCCAUGGGAGCAUGUCAACUAAUCUACCAGUCCGCCAGAGACGACACCAAUUGGUUCGAUUUCAUGUAUCCGAUCAUCUCACAGUUCCAGACUCAGGCUACCUCGAUGGUUGGUCAGCAAUGGGCCAAAAUGGUUCUGCAAAACGCCACGACUGAUCAAACGCUCUUGCGCAACUUGGCCAACGUACCUCAAGCCAUUUCUCCAGCAAUUGGCUUUUCGGAAUACGAUCUCAGGCCUUUCUAUCCUUAUACCUCCAUUCCGGCUACCACCAUCGGACUCAUCUAUCUGAUCAUCUUGAGUUUCUUCUCAUUCGCAUUCUAUCUACCCAUCUGGUUCAGAUUCUUGAAUCCUCAGGGACAUCCACCGCUUAGAUUUGUCGAAUUCAUUGCGGUUCGUUGGGGUGGAACUGUGCUUGCCUAUCUCUUUCUGUCUCUGGCAUACUCUUUUGUCUCUCUGGCUUUCCAGAUCAACUUUGCUGGUGGCAAUCCCAUUACUUCGGAGACUCAAGUCACGGAUAUUGCUUAUGGCAAUCCUGACGCUUAUGGCCAUGGCACCUUCCCUGUGUAUUGGAUGUUGAACUUUGUCGCCAUGUGCGCUUUGGGUCUUGCUUGUGAGAAUGUCGCUAUGGUCGUCGGUCAGCCAUGGACAGGCCUUUGGCUCAUCUUUGUAACAGNNUGGGUCAUCACUAACGUAUCCACCGGCUUCUACGACAUCGAUAUCGAACCUGCAUUUUUCCGCUGGGGCUACGCAUGGCCAUUACACAAUGUUGUUGAAGCCAGCAGACAGAUUCUUUUCGGUCUGCAUUCGCGCAUUGGACUUGAUUUUGGCGUGCUGUUUGCUUGGGCAGCUGUCAAUAGUGCUAUUUUCCCAUUUACUUGUUGGUUCCUGAUGUACAAGCGUAAGCAUGAGAUUCAUGAGUAUUGGGCUUGA